CUCUACACUCCGAAUAUUACUACCAAGCCUCGACGCCCCCUUGUAUUGAAAGGCCAACCUAAUUGCACGCCUCACACAGCCUGCCGUCGUCUGGCUGCCAGCAAGCACUGCGGUGGAACCGGCAUUCCGACCGGCGGACAGAUCCGUCACUCGUCAGCCGCACGAGGCUGUGGGAGCCCUGGAGCCUCAUCUGCCGUCCUAUAACCCACCUCUCUCCUCCGCAUAACCUGGAGCGACCUUCUCCCUCACACAUUCCCCACGAUGGCAUACAACAAGGGCUACAAUCCCGAUGCGCUGCCCGCCCAUGCGGAGCCCGAGCAGGCUGCUGCCAUGAUGGCUCAACAGCAAGCCUCCUCGCGACCUCCCCCUAACAAGUCAAACACCCGCCCCGACUACGGCAAACCCCCUCCAUCUCUCCCCUCGCAGCAACUGCGACCCGACGACCGCUACGGGCGACCUCACAGUAACAGCUAUGGCCAAGGAGGUAGAGAUCCCUAUGCCGAGCGACCACCGCCAGGCGCGUACAAUGAUAGACCCCCUCCACAGGCCGGAUAUGGCGAUCGCCCCGCCAGCUUCAACGACGGGCGGACCCACAGCCCGCGUUACGACCAGCAUCCUGCGAGAUACGACUCGCACGGCUUGGGCUCUCCGCCUCCGCAAAGCUAUGGCCAGGGUCCUCCGCCCGCAGGCUAUCACAACCGACCGCCGAUUGCAAACAGGCCCCCUCCGACACCUGCCCCACCAAGGGACGGGAACGACAGAGAGGGCCUUUGGAAGCUGUUUGGGACGGUCGAUAAGGACGGAAGCGGGCAAUUGUCUGAAGCUGAGCUGCGAACAGCGCUGGUGAAUGGUGACUGGUCUCCAUUCGAUCCGCAUACUGUGCGGAUGAUGAUAAGAAUGUUCGACACGGACCGUUCGGGCGCCAUCAACUUUGACGAAUUCUGUGGUCUCUGGGGAUUUCUCUCUGCCUGGCGCAACCUGUUCGACCGCUUUGACGUGGACCAAUCGGGCAGCAUCUCCUACAGGGAGUUCAGUGAUGCGCUCAUUGCGUUUGGUUACCGUCUCUCUCCUCAAUUCGUCACACUCCUCUACCGCACGUACGACCGGCGCGGUGAAAACGCCAUUAGCUUCGACCUAUUUGUUCAGGCUUGUAUCAGCUUGAAGCGUAUGACAGACGUGUUCAAGAAGUACGACGAGGACCGGGAUGGGUAUAUCACUUUGAGUUUCGAAGAGUUUCUCACAGGUGCGCAAAUGCUUUUUCUCUUCAACUCAAUCUCCCCCGUCACUGAUACGGGCUUGUAUUAGAGAUCAUCGCGCAACGAUAGAGAACCAACUCGGGGGUGCUACACAUCCGCCUCUGCUACCGCCCCUGUCAGAAAGAGGGAGCGCUGUCAUCCCGCUUGGGUAGAAGUAUGCGUCUUUUCAUGAGCUCCCAGCUUUCGUAGCUGCCCUUUUUUCCCCUUUCUGCGUUGUCUUCUGAAAUCAGGAUAGGGAUGCGUUUUGGAAUAAGAGGCGAGCGUGUAGAGAUAAGGCGUGUGUCUUCGGGAGAAAGCUGGCCUGUCUCUCC
Messenger RNA from Mytilinidion resinicola, 1567 nucleotides. RefSeq names its product EF-hand. Bases 262 to 1305 code for a protein of 347 amino acids. The transcript has 6 exons. NCBI's taxonomy places the organism in Eukaryota, Fungi, Ascomycota, Dothideomycetes, Mytilinidiales, Mytilinidiaceae. The record is from RefSeq and is a predicted model, not a curated record. Gene Ontology annotation, molecular function: calcium ion binding.